This is a messenger RNA of Emiliania huxleyi CCMP1516, 1554 nucleotides long. RefSeq lists its product as hypothetical. The transcript is spliced from 7 exons. Bases 1 to 1554 code for a protein of 517 amino acids. Gene Ontology annotation, biological process: signal transduction. Lineage: Eukaryota; Haptophyta; Isochrysidales; Noelaerhabdaceae. The record is from RefSeq and is a predicted model, not a curated record.
AUGAAGCGGGACACCAGCGUCGAGUGCGGCACAGACGAGCACGACUCCAUCAGGCUGCUGGCCGGCUUCCUGAUCGGCGUUUGGCCGCUCGGCUCGCUGCUGCUCUUCUCAUCGCUCCUCAUCCCGUGCAGUCAUUCGAUUCGGACGCGCUCACCCAGCGCUUUGACCCUGGCCACCGCGUUUCUCCACCGGGAGUACAAGCCGAAGUGGUAUUGGUGGGAAGUGUUUGAGCUGGCGCGCAAGCUCGUGCUGACGGGUGCGCUGCUGCUCAUCCCGGAGAAGCGCGCCUUCCUUCGCAUCGUGGUGGCGACAUUAAUCUGCGCUGUCGAUGUCGCGCUCACAGCAGCCGCCCGGCCCUACAAGCGGAUUGAAGACGGAGUCCUCGCUGUCGCUGCGAGCCUCAUGCUCCUCCUCGUCUUUCUUGGCGCCAACUGGACCACCAUCUUCCUCAGCAUCGAGGAGCGCUGCCCAGGAGUAGCGGGCGUGGCCUCCUCCAUCCUUGCCUUUGACAACGUGGAUGACAUCGUCAACACGUUGAUCGCCCUCGUGUUUGUCAUGCUCGCCUUUUUCCUGGUGAGUGCCAUCUUUGCUGCACGGCGCAUUGCCCGCAAGCCAAAGAUUCUGCUGGUCUCUUCGAACCAGCCGCCCGAGCUGACGCUGGCGCGCCACAUGAAGUGGCAUCUCUUCAACAGCCACAUCUGGUCCACCGGCCAGGACGCCGCCGCGGUGAUCAAGAAUCAGCUCAAGCUGCUUCUACCGGGCAUCAAAGUCUUUCUCGACGUCGACGACCUUGCGGACAUCGGCGCUCUCGAGGAGUACAUCCGCCGAACGCAGGUUAUCCUCAUCUUUCUCUCGAAGGGCUACUUUAAAAGCAGGAACUGCCUGCGGGAGGUCCGCGCGUCGAUCGAGCAACGCAAACCCUUGGUGCUGGAGCUGCGCGAGGAAUGCCCCCCAGAGCUGCGAGCGGCCGUCUUUGACCGGGGGUGGCGUCGGGUGCUCUGGCUCCGGGCCCUUCUCCUGCACACGCCUGACUUCCGGAGAGAGGCGUCGCUACCGCUCUUCGUGCCAGGGGAGUUGAGGCGGGAGGAACUUAGCUUCCCCAAGCACGUUUUGCUCUGGGUAUCUCCCGUCAACGCGGGCGCACAGGAACUGGCCGAUGAGGUGGAGGAAGCGGUCCUAGCGGACGCAUCGAAUCGAACGUCAAGGAACUCUCCCUGCUCAAGCCAGCCAAAAACCAACCUCUCCGUCAUCACGGCGGACGCUCUGCCCGAGCAAGCGACCCACAUGCUGCUCAACCUCUGCGAGGAGAGCUGGUCCGAUGAGCGGCUCACCGAGCAGGCUCUCUUGGGAGUCAAACUGCCCAUAGUGAUGGCGCACGAGAACGACCCGGCGCGCCACGGCUGCCCCUUUUCUCGCUUCUUUGAGAUCACGCCACAGGAGCUGAUCGCCGACGGCCUCUACAACGACCUCGCCAUCGGCUUCUUCCCCGGUCACCACCGCCAGGCGCCGGCCAUUCCUCUGCCGGACCGGCACUGCAAGGAGGGGCCAAAUUAG